Messenger RNA from Phlebotomus argentipes, 1646 nucleotides. Its product is annotated as CXXC-type zinc finger protein 1-like. Lineage: Eukaryota; Metazoa; Arthropoda; Insecta; Diptera; Psychodidae. Gene Ontology annotation, biological process: positive regulation of DNA-templated transcription. The transcript has 5 exons. The coding region runs from base 138 to 1571 and encodes 477 amino acids. The record is from RefSeq and is a predicted model, not a curated record. Gene Ontology annotation, cellular component: Set1C/COMPASS complex. Gene Ontology annotation, molecular function: DNA binding; zinc ion binding.
GGAAUGUUUGACAGCUCGUUUCUUCGCAUUGUGCAUUAUUUAUCACAUUUCACCUGAUAUUUCACCUCAAUCCACCCCAAUUUCUCAACCAACGCAUAGUGAAAACCACUCAUCAGCAGCUGAAGAACAGCAUUAACAUGUCGGAGAAGAAGAAAUUCAAGCGGAGUAAGGAGGAAAUUGCGAAGGAAUUCGACCUUCCGGAGAGGAAAAGCAAGAUCGCGACAAUCAUGAAGCAAGAUGGGCAAGCUUACUGCAUCUGCAGGUCCUCAGAUUGCUCCCGGUUCAUGAUAGGUUGCGAUGGAUGUGAAGAAUGGUACCACGGAGAUUGCAUUAAUAUCUCAGAGAAGGAGUCGAAGCACAUCAAGCAUUACUACUGCCAGCGAUGCAGGGACGAGGAUCCGACACUCCAAACAGUGUUCCGGGCGAUUCCUGCCGUUACAAGCAAGCAUGAGUUUCAUGCGGAAGAGCCUCCGAAAGUCGUGCCUAAGAAGCGCGAAAGCACGUCCAAGAGUCACACAAGAUGUGGAAACUGUGCUGGAUGCAACGCCUCGAAGUGUGGCAGCUGUUCAGCAUGUUUGUCCAAGAAAUCUCGCUGCGAGAAGAGGAUUUGUACAGGACACAAGCAGCCUAAGAUUCAGAAAUCCAAACAUUACGUCUCGCGAAGACGCCACCGAUCUGUAACUCCGGAGCCAGCGAUCAACCCAGCGCUCGAGGGACCGCGCCAGUGUUACGGCCCAAGUUGCAGAAUGACGGCACGUCCUCAGUCUAAGUACUGCUCAGACGAUUGCGGUACUAAACUGGCUACCAGUCGGAUCUACCAAGUCCUUCCGCAGCGCAUUCAGGAGUGGAAUCUGAGCCAGUGCCGCGCUGAGGCCAUCAAUCGGAAGCAACUGGACACCAUUCGAGCCAAGCAGGCGACUGUCAGGGCCACUCUCGCAGACCUCGACAAGCGCCACGCUGAACUAGAUUUGCUGGUGGAGAGAGCCAAGCGAUGCACUCUGGAUCCCAAAGCGCUGGACAACAGCGAUGCAGAGGACGAGAUGUCGAUGUACUGCAUCACUUGUGGCCACGAAAUCCACUCCAAGACGGCAAUUCGCCAUAUGGAGAAGUGCUUUAACAAGUACGAGAGCCAGACCAGCUUCGGUAGCAUCUUCAAGACGAGGAUCGACGGCGGAAAUCCUAUGUUCUGUGACUUCUACAAUCCGAUCAACAAGACUUACUGCAAGCGCCUUCGAGUGCUGUGUCCGGAGCACUGCAAGGAUCCCAAAGUCAGCGACACGGACGUCUGCGGCUGUCCGCUGACAAAGAACGUCUUUGAGCUGGCCGGAGAGUUCUGCAGGGCGCCGAAGAAGUCCUGCUUCAAGCAUUACGUGUGGGAGAAGAUUCGCCGCGCCGAGAUUGAUUUGGAGCGCGUGCGACAGUGGCUGAAGAUGGACGAACUGAUGGAGCAGGAGCGUCAAAUCCGCACUGCCAUGGCGUCCAGGGCUGGAGUACUUGGUCUCAUGCUCCAUUCCACGUACAAUCACGAGAUAAUGGAGAAACUCAUCCCGCAACAGGCGCAACAGAGAUAAAUAUCAGUAGUUCAAUAAAUUUAUUUUAAUAGUGACUCAUUUGAGGAAGAAUAUAGGCUCUUUUGCAUCAUCCAA